AUGGUUGAGCGCAAUCUGGUUCCGGCCAUUGAGUACUUGCUCUGGGUGGAUCCCUCCGGGUACGAGACAGGCUUUGGACUCGAUUCUUGGAAGACUUGGAUCGAAAGAGUAUUUGGCCCAGAAGAACGGGGAGGAGGAAGUGGUGCCCGGUGCUUUGGAUGCUUUGGUACGUUCCACUACGAGGAGAGCACACGCACUGUGCCUCCCGGUUGGGCAACGCCAAUGUCAGUGAGCCCCGAUAAAUGGCCCGGGCCACAGACCGAGUCCUCGCUUGAGGCCAAGACCGAGCUGAAGCCGUAUACGAUCAACUUUGGCCCCCAGCAUCCGGCAGCGCACGGUGUCCUGCGGCUGAUUCUGGAGCUCGAUGGCGAAGCCAUUGUGCAUGCGGACCCGCAUAUUGGGCUUUUGCACCGUGGCACAGAGAAGCUUAUGGAGUACCGCACGUACCUGCAGGCGCUGCCGUACAUGGACCGCCUGGACUACUGCUCGAUGAUGACCAACGAGGAGGUGUACUCGAUGGCCGUCGAGAAAAUGCUCAACAUUGAGGUACCCAUCAGGGCGCAGUAUAUCCGCGUGCUGUUUGCUGAAAUCACCCGCCUGACGCCGUUCCUGUACUUGUUCGAGGAGCGUGAGCGCUGCAUGGAGUUCUAUGAGCGCGUAUGCGGUGCCCGCAUGCACUCGGCGUAUGUGCGGCCGGGCGGUGUUGCGCAGGACAUUCCACGUGGGCUGCUGCAGGACAUUUACGAGUGGGCGGACCAGUAUCCGGAUAGGCUGGAUGAGGUCGAGGAGAUGGUGACGUCGAACCGGGUUUGGCUUGCGCGCACGGUGGAUGUUGGCAAGAUCACGGCCAAGGAGGCGCUGGACUGGGGCAUCACUGGGCCGAUGCUGCGGUCGACGGGGAUCCGGUACGACAUCCGCAAGUCGGCGCCGUACGAAGUGUACGACCAGCUGGAGUUCGACGUGCCAAUUGGCACCAAGGGCGAUGUGUUUGAUCGCUACUUGAUCCGCAUGGAGGAGAUGCGGCAGAGUAUCCGGAUCAUCAAGCAGUGCCUGGACCAGAUGCCCGAGGGCCCGCAUAAGGUGGAUGACUGGAAGGUUUCGCCGCCGCCGAGAGAUGCGAUGAAGCAGAAUAUGGAGGCAUUGAUCCACCACUUUAAGCUGUUCUCGAGGGCUACAAUGUGCCGGCCGGCGAGACGCGCCCAAGGGCGAGAUGGGCAUGUAUAUGGUGUCGAUGGGUCGACCCGCCCGUAUAAGGCGCAUGUGCGUGCACCUGGGUACUACCAUUUGGGCGCCAUCAACAUCUUUAUGAAGAACGCGCUGUUGGCUGAUGUCGUUGCCGUUAUCGGAACGAUGGACCUGGUUUUCGGCGAGGUUGAUCGUUAG
Messenger RNA from Kickxella alabastrina, 1383 nucleotides. RefSeq lists its product as uncharacterized. Gene Ontology annotation, molecular function: NAD binding; NADH dehydrogenase (ubiquinone) activity; quinone binding. Gene Ontology annotation, biological process: mitochondrial electron transport, NADH to ubiquinone. The record is from RefSeq and is a predicted model, not a curated record. Bases 1 to 1383 code for a protein of 460 amino acids. NCBI's taxonomy places the organism in Eukaryota, Fungi, Kickxellomycota, Kickxellomycetes, Kickxellales, Kickxellaceae. The transcript is spliced from 5 exons.